AUGUCAGUGGAACGUUUGAUGGUUGAGUCUCGGCGUUUGGACGAUGAGGAGGAAGAAACCGAGGAACUGUUUCGAAAGAGAAUGGAGGUGCUGCAGAAGGCGCAGGCUGAAGUGAAUGAGGCGCUUGCGAAACUGGAUCGUGUCCGCAAGGCUAAGCGGAUGGUGUUCAAAAAGGGCCGCAAGGAGACUUUGGUGGUGGCUGAAGAGGAGGGGGCAGCGAGUCCUUCCCUUGUUGAGUCUUCCUUGGUCCUUGAGGCGCGGUCGGUGGGCGCUUUUGGUGCGAUAGACCUGGAUACCGUUCUUGGCGAUUGGAAUCCGGGCACUCCAAACUUUUUAUCGGAGGCGCCUUAG
Colletotrichum aenigma is the source of this 351-nucleotide messenger RNA. RefSeq lists its product as uncharacterized. The record is from RefSeq and is a predicted model, not a curated record. Lineage: Eukaryota; Fungi; Ascomycota; Sordariomycetes; Glomerellales; Glomerellaceae. The coding region runs from base 1 to 351 and encodes 116 amino acids. The transcript has 2 exons.